This is a messenger RNA of Amborella trichopoda, 2045 nucleotides long. The record is from RefSeq and is a predicted model, not a curated record. Lineage: Eukaryota; Viridiplantae; Streptophyta; Magnoliopsida; Amborellales; Amborellaceae.
CUCUGCUUCAUAAACCCUAAUUUAUAAUUUUAGAUUGCUUGACUGGUUAUGGUUUUCAAAUUUUAAGGAUUUUGUGAUUCUUCGGUUCUAGGGUUUCAAAUUUCAAUGCUCUACUGGAAUUCUGUUUCCAGGGUUUCAAAUUAUUAAUGGAAAUGGCAGAUUUUAAUCAGUAGGGGGUGGCUUGUCGACUCGGAGACUACUUGCAAGCUUAUUUCUGUGUUGUUGAAAUUUGAAAGAUUUGAUCAUUGCGCUUCAGCUGUAGCUCAGUCGUUAUUCCUUGUUUUGCUUUCAGGAUCUAUUUUGUGUUGCCACAUAUGGAAAAUCCCAACCACGCUAUAGCUAAUGGAAGAUUAGCAGUUAUUUCUCGGCAUUUGGCUCCUGGCAAAGGUGGAUUUUCUUGUUCUCAUGUGGGAGCUUCUGUUGCAUCUGCUCAAGAGAGCGUGCCUCCACCUGGUAAUCUGAGAGGAACCCUUACUGUUAUCGAUAACCGAACGGGCAAAAAGGUUGAAAUUGAGGUUUCUGAGGAAGGAGCUAUAAAAGCUACUGAUUUCAAGAAGCUGACUACUGGCAAGUAUGACAAAGGUCUCAAACUUUAUGAUCCCGGCUAUCUGAAUACAGCACCUGUACGUUCUGCUAUAUCUUAUAUCGAUGGAGAUGAAGGGAUUCUUAGAUACAGAGGAUACCCUAUUGAGGAAUUAGCUGAAAGCAGCACAUAUCUAGAGGUUGCCUAUCUUUUGAUGUAUGGAAACUUGCCUUCCCAAAACCAAUUAGCAGACUGGGAAUUUGCAAUUUCACAACAUUCAGCAGUUCCUCAAGGAAUUCUGGAUAUCAUACAGGCAAUGCCUCAUGAUGCACACCCUAUGGGUGUGCUUGUCUGUGCUAUGAGCACUCUAUCCGUGUUCCAUCCUGAUGCCAAUCCAGCCUUGAGGGGUCAGGAUCUUUACCAGUCAAAGGCGAUCAGGGACAAGCAGAUAGCACGCUUACUUGGAAAGGCGCCGACAAUUGCAGCAGCAGCCUAUUUGAGAUUGGCAGGAAGGCCUCCAGUUCUUCCUUCCAGCAAUCUUUCCUAUUCAGAAAACUUCUUAUACAUGUUGGAUUCACUGGGUAAUAGAUCUUACAAACCCAAUCCUCGACUAGCCCGAGUCCUUGACAUUCUCUUCAUACUCCAUGCUGAGCAUGAAAUGAACUGCUCUACUUCUGCUGCAAGACAUCUUGCCUCUAGUGGUGUGGAUGUCUAUACGGCACUUGCUGGAGCUGUUGGAGCAUUAUAUGGUCCUCUUCAUGGGGGAGCAAAUGAGGCUGUCUUAAAAAUGCUUAGCGAGAUUGGAACUGUUGAGAACAUUCCGGAGUUCAUAGAAGGUGUGAAGAACAGGAAGCGAAAAAUGUCGGGCUUUGGGCAUCGUGUAUACAAAAACUACGAUCCUCGGGCUAAGGUCAUACGCAAAUUGUCUGAGGAGGUCUUCUCAAUUGUUGGGCGUGAUCCUCUAAUUGAGGUGGCUGUAGCUUUGGAGAAAGCUGCCCUUUCAGAUGACUACUUUAUCAAGAGGAAGCUGUAUCCAAAUGUUGAUUUCUACUCCGGUUUAAUCUAUAGGGCCAUGGGCUUUCCGCCAGAGUUCUUCACGGUCCUCUUUGCAAUCCCGCGAAUGGCAGGUUACCUGGCCCAUUGGCGUGAGUCUCUUGAUGAUCCUGAUACAAAGAUCAUGAGACCUCAACAGGUCUAUACUGGUGUUUGGCUCCGGCACUAUAUGCCGUUAAAGGAAAGACUAGCUGCAUCUGAAGCCGACAGGCUCGGCCAAGUAUCCAUCUCAAAUGCAACGAGGCGACGGUUGGCAGGAUCAGGGGUAUAAAGCCAGUAUGAUGAUGGAGAGUUCUUAUGCCCUAAUGAUGGAAAGUUUGCCAAAAAUAAAAUUCUUAUGCUCUUUUUAUUUAGCACUUGAGCAGGUCUUGAAGGACCAUUGUAAUCCAGCAACACUCAAAAAAACAAUACCAUUGUGAUUUUCAGAGAAAUAAAAGUAUAUUAAAUAAAGCUACAUGAUUAUAACAAA